Nematocida ausubeli is the source of this 528-nucleotide messenger RNA. RefSeq lists its product as uncharacterized. NCBI's taxonomy places the organism in Eukaryota, Fungi, Microsporidia. Gene Ontology annotation, biological process: formation of translation preinitiation complex; formation of cytoplasmic translation initiation complex; translational initiation. The record is from RefSeq and is a predicted model, not a curated record. Gene Ontology annotation, molecular function: eukaryotic initiation factor eIF2 binding; translation initiation factor activity; GDP-dissociation inhibitor activity. Bases 1 to 528 code for a protein of 175 amino acids. Gene Ontology annotation, cellular component: cytosol. The transcript has a single exon.
AUGAAGUCUAUUAACAUCGAUCGUAACUCAGAAGAUGUAUUUUAUCGGUACAAAAUGCCAGAGAUUGAAGUGAAGAUAGAAGGCAGAGGGAAUGGAAUUAAAACAGUCUUGGUCAAUAUAGAAGACAUAGCAAAAAGUCUUGACAGAGACCCAAAAUAUAUUACGAAAUAUUUAUCGUAUGACUUAGGGACUCUGUCAAGUGUGGAUGAAACAAACUCAAAGUAUAUUAUAAAUGGAUCACACACCUCAGAGAAAGUGCAAUCUUGCAUAUUUAAAUUUAUAGAAGAAUUCAUUCUCUGCAAAUCUUGUGAAAGAAAUCCAGAGACAGUCCUGUUCACAGACGCAAACAGAAAGCACAUUCAGCAAAGGUGCAAGGCAUGUGGGAAAAUAAACACAAUAAAGACGCAGAAUAAACUGGGGAAAAUACUCCUUAAAGAACUCCCAGAUAAAGCAGAGUCUGACCGCCUGGAACCACAGGAUUUUGAAGACAUCGAUGACUUUGAGGUAGAUUAUGCAUUCGGGAAAUAA